AUGAAACUAAGGCAUAGCGUUGAUCAUAUUAUUCCUAUAAAUCUGUUAUAUUUGUUACUACUUUACUCGACCAAAAAAGUGGAUGCUGAUUCGUUAAUUGUAGAUGUUAUAGAAACUGUCGUCUCUGUCGCUGAAACGGUGUCUAGCAGUUAUCAGAAUUUUAAAUGUCGGUUACAAGAAUGCUGCUAUGACGUGAUAAUGGACAUUGACAAAUUUAUUUAUUUAGUGUUAGAAUACCUGAUACACAGUCAACUGUACGGCCAACAUCUCGCAAAGAAAGUCAUUUUGAAGGCGAUAAGUUCACACUGGUUGAACAGAAAUCCUAACAAGGCCUUAGUUAUAUCGUUGCACGGAACGCCUGGAACAGGCAAAACUUAUACUUCACAAAUGAUAGCUCAAAGCAUGUUUAGGAAAGGGGAGAAAAGUAACUACGUUCAUAUGCUUCCAUCAACCCUACAUUUUUCUGAUUCAAGAAUUGUUCAGCAAUAUAAGAAUGAUUUAAAGAGUUGGAUUCGUGGUAAUAUAUCGUUGUGUGACAGAAACUUAUUCAUUUUUGAUGAGGUGGACAAAGCACCGCAAACUGUAUUCGAUGUUGUCAAACCAUUUACAGAUUAUCAUUCUAAUAUAGACGGAGUUGACUAUCGGAAAAGCAUAUUUAUUUUUAUAAGCAAUGCCGCAGGAGGAGAAGUAGCAGAUAGGACAUUAGAACAUUAUAACAGAGGCGAUGAACGCGAGCAAAUCACUUUAGAAGAAAUGGAGGAACCUAUUGCGUUAAAUGUUUACAAUUCAAUAGGUGGAAUGGAAGAAAGUCAACUGAUUGCUUCAAGUCUUAUCGAUCACUUCGUUCCCUACUUACCUUUGGAAAGGAAACAUGUUAUUUUGUGCAUUGAAAAAUACUUAAAAUCUCGCUUUGUUACUCCGACAAAAAAACGCGUUGAAAGUAUUGCUGAUAGUAUGAAUUACUUUCCAAAGUCAAGUGGAGUUUAUUCUUCUUCCGGCUGUAAACGAGUGAAUCAAAAGGUCGAUCUCUAUCUGGAGACUGAAGAGUUAGAAGAAAUGCCAGAUUUAAAGACAGCUAAGGAUAAUCUAGAUGAACUGUAG
Enterobius vermicularis (human pinworm) is the source of this 1101-nucleotide messenger RNA. The record is from the annotation of a GenBank genome assembly. NCBI's taxonomy places the organism in Eukaryota, Metazoa, Nematoda, Chromadorea, Rhabditida, Oxyuridae.